This is a messenger RNA of Diorhabda carinulata, 855 nucleotides long. RefSeq lists its product as uncharacterized. Bases 329 to 688 code for a protein of 119 amino acids. NCBI's taxonomy places the organism in Eukaryota, Metazoa, Arthropoda, Insecta, Coleoptera, Chrysomelidae. The record is from RefSeq and is a predicted model, not a curated record. The transcript has 4 exons.
CAGGGCCUGUGCUAUGGAGUGUAGAGAAGGAGGAACAUCUCUUAUGGAUGCCUGUGCACUGGAUAGGAGAAGUUUAGGACGAUUUUCAGCGCCAUCUCUAUUACUGGCUCACAUCUAAAAGCUUACUUUUUGGUGUUUUAUUUUUAAAUGUUUGUUAAUAUGGAUUCUGAAACUAAAUUGCAAGAUUAUUAAAUGAACAACGUCCAUCUUGCAAAGGUGUAUAAAAUCUUUGCAAAGAUGUUUGAUUUUGUUUGUUUAUUAGCUAUUUGCAUUUUUGAUCAUUAAAGUGAUUAUUUGUUGCGAAUUGUGCUGUCGUUACUUACUCAAUAUGAGUAAACGAGUAAAGGCCUGCUGUGUACCAGGAUGCACGAAUAAGCAAGCGAUAAGACAUUCCAUUUCUAGGAACGAAGACGUUUGCAGAAUUUGGUUGCCAAGAAUAAAUAACCCCAAGUUAAUGCGUGCAAAUACAGUAUUAACAUCACAUAGAAUAUGUGAUAUUCAUUUUGAACAAAUUUGUAGAAACCCCAAUGGCAGGUUAAAAAAACUUUCACUGCCAACUCUACAUUUACCUGGUAUUAAUAAAAUUUUGAAGGGCAAAGAUCAACAAUAUAAAGACUAUGAUGUUGUGAUGAAUAUGGCAUAUGUUAAAUAUAGGAAAAGCUGCAAGAAAGACAACGGUAAUCAUUAAUUAACCAUGGUUAUAAAAUCAUUUUUUCAUAUACCAUUGUAUGUACCAUGCAUAAACAGAAACAUUUUUUAAACACGCUAACAUCUCACUGUUGACAGUCCUAAGCCUGCUAAAGUGUGAAGGAAAAUUUUUUAUUUGUGGAUAUAGUUAUAAAAUGUCAAAAUAAA